AUGGCUCUCGGGGAUUACCUCAACCUAGUCCAACAUAAAUACAUACGUUCGAGGGACCUUUCGGCGAUUGUAGAAAGACCGGAACGUCUGCGUGCCAUCAACGUCGGGCUUUCUGCAGCCAUUGCGCGUCUCGAGGAGUUAAUCCCUCUGCAAGAGAAUCCCAAGUCAGAUACUGGUUCGCAGGAUGCAGAGGCUACGAGAGAAGCAAAUGACCUGGUAGAUGUUAUGAACAAAUUGACCAUUGACCCGAACCUUUCUUCAACUCAGAAAUCGCCCGUCAGGAUUAUCCACAGCCAAGCGACAUCUAAUAUCUUAUCGGACCCAGCCAUUAAGUUCAUCCAUGGCGAUAUUGAAAGAGACGAAUACCUAGAGAAUCUCUCUCAAUGGAUCAAAGAAAGCCAAGACAAGAUCUCCAAUGGCGGGUCUGAGAUUCCAGAGGGUUAUGCCCAAGGCGAUCUAUACCUAUGUCCUGGGUCCCUCAAUGCUCUCCAGGGAGCAGUAGGCACAGUAUGCGAAGCCGUAGAUGAUAUCAUGUCGUCUUGCAGAUCCAACGCUACCCAUCCGCCUUUACACCGUGCCUUUGUCGCCAUUCGCCCCCCUGGGCAUCACUGUGGCGAGGAUACGCCUUCGGGCUUCUGCUUCCUCAACAACGUUGCUGUAGGCGCUGCACAUGCGCAUCUUCAGCAUGGCGUUAAACGGGUAGUGAUCUUUGACAUCGACUUACACCAUGGAAAUGGCACUCAAUCGGUUGUGUGGCAAAUAAACGAAGAAACCUAUCGUCAAACCCUCGAAAGCGAGGGAGGAAGUCCAAACGAGAAAACUGGACCACAGGUGUACUAUGGUUCCAUCCAUGACAUCUUAUCAUACCCCUGUGAAGAUGGCAAGGUUCCUCUUGUCCAAGCUGCCUCUGUCUCUCUCCAUAAAUCACAUGGACAAUAUAUCGAGAACAUUCACUUGGAGACAUAUACUUCUGAAGAGCACUUCUGGGACGUACUCUACAAGGAUAAAUAUAGCAAACUUCUCAGUAAAGCUCGAGACUUCCUCGAUGACACUGGCGGACCUGGGGACGACGUACUGGUGUUCAUCAGCUGUGGCAUGGACGCAUGCGAACAUGAAUAUGAAUCAAUGUCAAGGCAUAAUCGCAAAGUACCAGCGUCCUUUUACCACCGAUUUGCGAGGGACGCAUGUGCCUUCAGUGACAGAUACGCUGGAGGUCGAUUAAUAAGUGUCCUCGAAGGAGGAUACAGUGACAGGGCCCUCAUAAGUGGGGCGAUGGCACAUCUUUCGGGAUUAGUUGAUACCCCAGACGGAAUACAAGUCGACGAGCAGUGGUGGAGCAUCCCGAAUCUUGUUAAGCUGGAGGCAGCGACAAAGAAAAGAAGAGGCGGUCGUCCUUCCUUGCCUGCAAAGGGAUCAGUAGAGCCAUGGAUUGAGCGCACACUGUCGAUCUUUUCCUCGAUAGACGGUUCGGCGUCGACGACGUCAUCACGUUCCACUUUCAUUCCCCCGAGUUCCCGAACGCUGCGUGAUCGGACGAAGGGAAGAGAAGCGAUGCCUAAGUCACCGCCGGCAUCAUCGGCCUCCACGAAGCCUGUGUCCAGCAGCAAGGUCAAACCGGGUGCCAAUAUCAAAUCUGGCGACGAAAGUUUUGCUUCCACUGGCAGCAGCCCAUUGACAAGUCCGAGUCCGAGUUCAAGUGAAGACGAGGCCCCGCCCAUCAAGAGGCUUCCAAAGGUUAUUUUGAAGCUUGGAAAGGCACCUGAAUCUCCCUCAAGUUGA
Messenger RNA from Psilocybe cubensis, 1779 nucleotides. RefSeq lists its product as uncharacterized. Gene Ontology annotation, molecular function: histone deacetylase activity. Bases 1 to 1779 code for a protein of 592 amino acids. NCBI's taxonomy places the organism in Eukaryota, Fungi, Basidiomycota, Agaricomycetes, Agaricales, Agrocybaceae. Gene Ontology annotation, cellular component: nucleus. The transcript is spliced from 8 exons. The record is from RefSeq and is a predicted model, not a curated record.